AUGACUAGAAUUGAUAGAGCAUUAGCGAACUGUGAUUGGCUUGAUAUGUUUCCAGCAGCUACUGUUAGCCUUCUUCCCUGGAUAGGCUCUGAUCAUAGACCUUUGCUCCUGGACACGAUGAGCUCUAGCUGGAAAAAACCAAGAACUUUCAGAUAUGAUACAAGAUGGCGACUAUUCCCUGAAGUUAAACAAGUCAUCGAACAGAUAUGGAGCCAAGACUGUUCAAACCUGACUGAAGGUGAUAUCUGUUCAAUUAUUAAAAAAUGCCGCAAUGCCCUCUCUCAUUGGCGUAGCAAAAACAAUACAAACUCAGGGAAGAUCAUCUCUAAGCUAAAAUCUGAGAUUCAAAAGAUUUAUGAUUCACCGUGUAUCGACUAUGCUCAUCUUAGCAGCCUCAAAGCUCAGCUUCAACUGCAAUACAGAUUAGAGGAAGAAUUUUGGAGAAUGAAGAGUCGAGUUCUCUGGUUGCAGGCUGGUGAUAGGAAUACUAAAUUCUUCCAUGCUAAAGCGAAGCAGAGGCGUAACUACAACCGUAUUAGUUAUAUCCAGGAUGAGAAAGGGAAGAUCAUCACAGAAGCUAAAGAUAUUUUUAAGCAUAUUGAGAGUUAUUUCAAGUCUUUAUAUACCACUACUGGAAGCAUACUUAAUACUCAUCUAAUGGAAGGAAUUCCUUGCUCCGUAACAGAUGAGAUGAAUGCCAAGCUCACUCAGCCAAUCAUGGAGAAGGAAAUCAAGGAGGCUAUUUUCGCAAUGAAUCCCGACAAGUCGCCUGGCCCUGAUGGUAUGUCUGCAGCUUUUUACCGCCAGCAUUGGGAAACCAUCAAACCAGGUGUCAUCGCUUUUGUCAAUAUUUUCUUUGAGCAUAAUUACCUAGAUCCCAAAGUUAAUCAAACCCACAUCUGCCUGAUCCCUAAAAUAGAAAACCCUUCCACCAUAAAAGACUACAGACCUAUAAGCUUAGCUAAUGUCGCUUACAAAGUUAUCUCAAAAAUCUUAGCUGAGCGCCUAAAACCGUUGUUGGAUAAAAUUAUCACUGAGAACCAGUCUGCCUUCAUCCCUAGGAGACUUAUAACAGACAAUGUCCUCAUAGCCCAUGAGUUAAUGCAUUCCCGCAAUACAAAAAACUUAAAGCAUAAAUUCAUGGCUCUUAAACUAGACAUUGCUAAAGCAUUUGAUAAGGUUGAAUGGAGCUUUGUCAAUGCAGUGAUGGAUAAAAUGGGAUUCUGUCAGAAGUGGAGAGACUGGAUCAUGAAGUGCAUCACAACGGUUUCUUAUACGGUGUUAAUCAAUGGAGAGCGAUCAAGAAUAAUCACACCGCAAAGAGGGCUUCGACAAGACGACUCACUUUUGUUCUCCAAAGCAACAGAAGAAGAAGCUGCUAACCUGAGAUGCAUCUUAAACACAUAUCAAAAAGCCUCAGGCCAAGAAGUUAACUAUUCCAAGUCCGCAAUUUCAUUCAGCAAAGGCUUACCAGAGUACAUAGGCAAGAACCGAAGAGAGGUUUUUCAGUAUAUAACCCAGCGAAUCAAUAAUAAACUGGAAAGCUGGAUAUCACUGAGGAAAUUCUGGUGGUUAGCCAAUCUGGAUAGAAAAGCAAUACCCUGGAUUGCUUGGGAUAAGCUAACGUUAUCUAAACAAGAAGGAGGAUUAGGGUUGAGAGAUAUGCUUGCGUUUAAUAAAGCACUGCUUGCUAAGGAAGCCUGGCGUUUGAUCAACAAUCCUUCUUCCCUUAUGGCCCGGGUUUUCAAGGCAAAAUAUUUUAGAAAAUCUAGUUUCCUCGAAGCCAUAAGUUAUCAGACUUCAAGCUAUGCUUGGAGAAGCAUCAUCCAAACUCAACCGUUAAUUAGAAGUGGUAUAAGUUGGAUUGUAGGAAAUGGUGAAUCCAUAAGAGUUUGGAAGGAUAUUUGGCUUCCUGGUGAAACUAACCUAACUCCUAGGGGCUCAGGAGCUAUCUUAUAUCCUGAUCUAGUGGUUAAAGAUCUUUUCAUUUCAGGUACCAAUGCUUGGGACCUUGCAAAAUUGCAAGAUCUGGUUAACCCUGAAGACGUGUUAAGAAUCCUAAGCAUAAGACCAAGUACGAUGGGUGGUCAGGAUAAAAUUCGAUGGAAGUUUGGCUCUAGGGGAAUUUACACAGUUAAAACAGGCUACCAUGUACAGAGAUCUCUUGAUAUGGCUGAGCAACAAUAUCAGGUGACGAAUACUCCUCACUCCCAACUCCGCAACAGUAUGUUGACCAAGUUAUGGAGAAUUAAUUUACCACCAAAAAUCAUGAUUUUCUGGUGGAAAAUUCUCCAUAAUGGCCUCCCUGUGGUGGAAAAUUUAAGAAUAAGGGGAUGCAAGAUUAAUAACAUUUGUCAGUUGUGCGGAGAAGAGAUAGAAACUGUAGAUCAUAUGAUACUGCAGUGUAGAGUUGCUUGGGAAAUAUGGUCUAUGGCACUUAAUGAUCUUGGGAAUCACUUCUGUCGUCGUAGUACUGUCAUUGACCUCUUAUUCUAUAUUCUCAACGGUCCUAGAGAAGAUCAAAAAUGCAUGUUUGCUUUGAUUUUUGGUUGGAGAAUAUGGAAGAUGCGGAAUAAACUAGUAUUUGAAAACAAAAGAGAUCAUAUCAUCCGAGUUAUUCAUGCGGCAGUUACGGAUAUUAGAAUAUGGACGGAGGCCAAAGCGCAAAAUGAAAUGGUGUUGCAAAGGGUCUCCAGACCAGCGCCAGAGACUAUCCAGGAUGCUCUGCCACAUGAAGUGCAGCUCUAUUGCAUUGUAGACGCCUCUUGGAAAUCACCAUCUGAGAAGAUUGGUAUUGGGUGGUCCUUAUAUAGCAAAGAAGGCACUCUUAGAUUACAAGGGAGUUCUACAAUGGAUGCUACUGGCACCCCUCUAGUAGCAGAAGCAGUGGCAAUGUGGAAAGCUGUCUGUCAACUACAUCGACUCUGUUACAAAAAUGUGACUUUCGUUGGGGACUGUUUGAAGCUUGUACAGCAGCUGGAGUGUUCUAUGGAAGAUAAGCAGCAUAUAGAAGAUUACAUAUCAGAAGCUAGCUCCACGAUCCAUGACAUCAAAGUGGUUGCUAUGAAAAACCAUUACGCCUUCAACAAUGUUCCUCGAAUAUUUAUUAAUGUAGUUGAUAGCUUAGCUAAAAAUGCCAGGACAAAUAAUCAAUAA
Messenger RNA from Brassica oleracea var. oleracea, 3156 nucleotides. RefSeq lists its product as uncharacterized. The transcript is spliced from 4 exons. Gene Ontology annotation, molecular function: RNA-DNA hybrid ribonuclease activity; nucleic acid binding. NCBI's taxonomy places the organism in Eukaryota, Viridiplantae, Streptophyta, Magnoliopsida, Brassicales, Brassicaceae. Bases 1 to 3156 code for a protein of 1051 amino acids. The record is from RefSeq and is a predicted model, not a curated record.